This is a messenger RNA of Physeter macrocephalus (sperm whale), 396 nucleotides long. RefSeq names its product seminal plasma protein PDC-109-like. The record is from RefSeq and is a predicted model, not a curated record. NCBI's taxonomy places the organism in Eukaryota, Metazoa, Chordata, Mammalia, Artiodactyla, Physeteridae. Gene Ontology annotation, cellular component: cell surface. Gene Ontology annotation, biological process: sperm capacitation. Gene Ontology annotation, molecular function: heparin binding.
AUGGCACCGCGUUUGGGGAUCUUUCUGAUUUGGGCUGGCACGUCUGUAUUUCUACAACUGGACCCUGUGAGUGGAGAUCGUGAAACCCUAAGAUCUGAAGAAGCGAACAAUGCCUUUCUUCUUUCAGGUAAUGAAUGUGUUUUCCCAUUCAUCUAUGGAGGGAAAACGUAUUUUGAUUGCACUAUCCAUGGUUCCAUAUUCCGUUGGUGUGCUCUAAAUGCAGAUUAUAUAGGCAGAUGGAAAUACUGUACUAGGAAAGACUAUGCCAAACGUACCUUUCCCUUUAUCUAUCGAGGCAAAAUAUGCGAAAGUUGCACAAAAACUGGGAGUAAUUUCGGGCGUUGGUGCACAUGCUCUCCAAACUUUGACCAGGAUAGAGCUUGGAGGUAUUGCUAG